CCUGCUGAGUUGAAUCGCCUCGGACCACAUCUCUUUUUCCAUGAUUAUGUAACCCUGACAUAUCCUGAAUCAGGACCACGACCUCCCCGGCCCACAAAAUGACAUUGACACCGAAAGAGAACCCAUAUCUUGCCCAUCGACGUCCCACUGAGUUGCAUACUACUUCAAGCUCUCUCAAUGGCGCCAGUGGCUCCUCGAGGGAACCUCUCUUUGGUUUUGUUCCCCGAAUGGUCAACGCGGAUCAAGUUCGCCAGGCAUUGGAAAAUGAUCUAAACCCAUUUACAAAGCAGCCCCAUACUGCACAGUAUAAAAAGAUCCUCGAAGCCCGUAAAAAGCUCCCUGUGUUUGCACAGAUGACAGAGUUCUACAAGAUAUUCAAUAAACACCAAAUUAUCGUCAUGGUCGGCGAGACCGGCUCAGGCAAGACCACGCAAAUACCUCAGUUUGUCGCCUACUCCGAUCUUCCGCAUACCAGGAAUAAGAUUGUGGCAUGUACUCAGCCCCGCAGAGUCGCUGCCAUGUCUGUGGCUAAGCGCGUCGCGGAUGAGAUGGAUGUCCAACUCGGCCGACAGGUCGGUUACUCCAUACGUUUCGAAGACAUGACAGAACCCGGCACUACCUUCCUCAAAUACAUGACUGACGGAAUGCUCCUCCGCGAAGCUAUGAACGACCCUGAUCUCAACCGUUACUCCACUAUCAUCCUCGACGAGGCCCACGAACGCACCCUUUCCACCGACAUCCUCAUGGGCAUUCUCAAAACCCUCGCCCAACGCCGUCCAGACCUCAAGCUCAUUAUCAUGUCCGCCACUCUCGACGCCCUCAAGUUCCAGAAGUAUUUCGCUGUCUCCGGCGACACCCCCGCCCCGCUCUUUAAGGUCCCCGGCCGUACCCAUCCCGUCGAGGUGUUCUACACCCAGGAACCAGAACCAGACUACGUCGAGGCUGCCAUUCGCACUGUGCUCAUGAUUCAUCGUGCCGAGGAGCCGGGUGAUGUCCUAUUGUUCCUGACGGGUGAGGAGGAGAUCGAGGAUGCGUGUCGCAAGAUCAAGCUCGAGGCGGACGACCUCGUCAACUCUGACCCCGAGAGUGUAGGCCCGCUCGUGUGCAUUCCGCUCUACUCGUCACUACCGCCGCAACAGCAACAGCGCAUAUUUGACCCGCCGCCAAAAGCUGGCAGUCCGGACGGCCCUCCAGGCCGUAAGGUCGUGGUGAGCACGAACGUCGCGGAGACGUCGCUAACGAUCGAUGGGAUUGUGUACGUCGUCGACCCAGGGUUUUCUAAGCAGAAGGUGUACAACCCGCGCAUCCGCGUGGAGAGUUUACUUGUGAGCCCGAUCUCCAAGGCGUCGGCGCAGCAGCGUGCGGGUCGGGCUGGGAGAACGAGGCCGGGCAAAUGCUUUAGGUUAUACACGGAGAAGGACUUUAUGUCGGAGCUUGAGGAGCAGACACAUCCAGAAAUUUUGAGGAGUAAUUUGGCGAAUACGGUGCUGGAGCUUGUCAAGGCCGGGAUUAAGGAUCUCGUCAAAUUUGACUACGUGGACGCACCAGCACCAGAGACAUUGAUGAGGGCGUUGGAGCUAUUGAACUACCUCGCGGCGUUGGAUGAUGAGGGGAAUCUCACGCCUCUGGGGAGUAUCAUGGCAGAGUUCCCUCUAGAUCCACAACUCUCAAAGAUGCUGAUUGUCAGUCCGGAGUUUAAAUGCAGCAACGAGAUCUUGACGAUCACUGCAAUGCUGUCAGUACCAAAUGUAUGGCUACGGCCGAACAACCAACGAAAAGAAGCAGAUGCUGCAAAGGCGCUACUUACCGUCCCCGAUGGCGAUCACCUAACGCUUCUGAACGUGUACAAUAACUACACUCAAAACCAGUACGACAAAAACUGGACCUGGAACAACUACCUCUCUGCUCGAGCACUCAUGCAAGCUGACAACGUGCGCGAACAGCUGAAACGAACGAUGGAACGGUUUGAGGUGGAGCUCGUGAGCGUGCAAGAUCAGAAGAAGAUGUACAUGGCGAUCAGACAGGCAUUGUGCUGCGGGUUUUUCAUGCAAGUCGCGCAUAAGGAGGGGGAGAAGGGGAAUUAUAUGACCGUGAAGGAUAACCAAGUCGUGGCGCUGCAUCCAUCGUGCGGGCUUGAUACGCAACCAGAGUGGGUGAUAUUUAACGAGUUUGUGCUCACGACGAGACCGUAUAUACGGAUUGUCACGGAUGUCCGACCAGAGUGGCUCCUUGAGUACGCACCCUUGUACUUUGAUUUGAAGAACUGGCCAGACAGCGAAACAAAGCGCGCAUUGGUGAGGGCUGCUAACAAGCGGGCGGGCAAGUUUGGGGCGCGAUUAGAGGAGCCGGAGGGAUCAGUAGAGGGAGGAAGGGAGGUGAAGAAGAGGAAGAAGAAUAAGAUGCAGUAAGUGGACUCGUACUAGGAGGGUCGCUUUUGCGGUGUGCUAUGUGUGAUCUCUUUAUUAUUUGCAUUCGGUCUAGAAUUAUUAGGGGAGUUCACAGCUGCGUUGGCGGUUUUUUUCGCACGUUCAGAAACGUUUUGAGGUCUGAAAAAUACCGGGAAACGUUGGUCGAACGUGAUACUAUCCCUUACGAUCUAUUCGUGAUGGACCGUCAUUUCGUGAGUCACGCUUUUUCGCGGU
Messenger RNA from Suillus paluster, 2642 nucleotides. Its product is annotated as P-loop containing nucleoside triphosphate hydrolase protein. NCBI's taxonomy places the organism in Eukaryota, Fungi, Basidiomycota, Agaricomycetes, Boletales, Suillaceae. The record is from RefSeq and is a predicted model, not a curated record. The transcript is spliced from 10 exons. Bases 99 to 2408 code for a protein of 769 amino acids. Gene Ontology annotation, molecular function: ATP binding; ATP hydrolysis activity; RNA helicase activity. Gene Ontology annotation, cellular component: spliceosomal complex; intracellular anatomical structure.